Zea mays is the source of this 1711-nucleotide messenger RNA. Its product is annotated as putative cyclin-dependent protein kinase family protein. NCBI's taxonomy places the organism in Eukaryota, Viridiplantae, Streptophyta, Magnoliopsida, Poales, Poaceae. The coding region runs from base 69 to 1058 and encodes 329 amino acids. Gene Ontology annotation, molecular function: cyclin binding; cyclin-dependent protein serine/threonine kinase activity; ATP binding. Gene Ontology annotation, biological process: G1/S transition of mitotic cell cycle; regulation of gene expression; signal transduction. The transcript has 6 exons. Gene Ontology annotation, cellular component: nucleus; cytoplasm; cyclin-dependent protein kinase holoenzyme complex. The record is from RefSeq and is marked provisional.
CACCGACCGACGCCUCUCCGACGAGCAACUCAACCCCCCACCGCGCACGCGAGAGCCGGAUCCCCACGAUGGCGACGAUCCAGCACCAGGCGAAACCGGCGGUGGCGGCGGCGCCGAGCACGACUACUGGCGGUGGGCAGCGCGCGAUGGACCUCUACGAGAAGCUGGAGAAGGUCGGAGAGGGGACCUACGGGAAGGUGUACAGGGCGCGGGAGAAGGCGACGGGGCGGAUCGUGGCGCUGAAGAAGACGCGGCUCCCCGAGGACGACGAGGGCGUGCCCCCCACCGCGAUGCGGGAGGUCUCCUUGCUGCGGAUGCUGUCGCAGGACCCGCACGUGGUGCGCCUGCUGGACCUCAAGCAGGGCGUGAAUAAGGAGGGGCAGACCAUCCUCUACCUGGUCUUCGAGUACAUGGACACCGACCUCAAGAAGUUCAUCCGGGGACACCGCAGCAACAACGAGAAGAUCCCCGCGGCCACCGUCAAGAUCCUGAUGUACCAGCUCUGCAAGGGCGUGGCCUUCGUCCACGGCCGCGGGGUGCUGCACCGGGACCUCAAGCCGCACAACCUCCUCAUGGACCGCAAGACCAUGGCGCUCAAGAUCGCCGACCUCGGCCUCAGCCGCGCCAUCACCGUCCCGGUGAAGAAGUACACCCACGAGAUACUUACCCUGUGGUACAGGGCCCCCGAGAUUCUGCUUGGAGCCACGCACUACUCCACCCCGGUUGACAUAUGGUCCGUUGGCUGCAUUUUCGCCGAGCUGGUCACUAACCAGCCACUUUUCCCUGGCGACUCGGAGCUGCAGCAGCUGCUCCACAUCUUCAAGUUGCUUGGCACCCCAAACGAACAGGUGUGGCCAGGCGUCGGCAAGCUGCCCAACUGGCACGAGUACCCCCAGUGGAAGCCGACGAAGCUGUCUGCUCUUGUGCCCGGCCUCGACGCUGAUGGCUACGAUCUUCUUGAGAAAUUGCUGGAAUACGAGCCGGCGAAGCGGAUCCCCGCGAAGAAGGCCCUGGAGCACCCCUACUUCAAAGAUGUGAGGAAGGGAGAUGCGCACUGACUGAAGCGAUCCACCAAGGGCCCGCCCUCACGAGUUGACAUAUAUAUACGUGUGUGUCGUCGUGUCGAGCAUGAUUGCCCUGAAGCAAUUCUUUUGCUACCAGGGCACAGCCUACUUUCUGUUCUCUAGUUGAUGUUCGUGUCGUGUGUGCUGUGAACCGUUCGCUUUGGCUGGUGAUGGAUGGAAAUGUUAUGUUUCUAGGAUUACUGAUGAAACUUUGAUGUCUACCUGGUCAUUCAUUCGUUAUACCAGCAAGAAUCCUAGAGCCGGUGGGGGCAUUUGGGUAUGGGCAACAGGCAGGCAAGGUUCGUCACUCUCUCGACAGGGCAAAGAGUGCAUCAGCGUUCUAUAGACAAGCCUUCUUGCUGCAUUGAGAUCUUUUUUUUCCCUGAGAACAAUUUGUGACAGGAUGUAAAUUACAAGAGUGACAGGAUGUCGUACCGAUGCCGGGCAAGAGAUGGAGACCGUUAUCGAUGAAACCACACACACACAUACACCCAGAAAUCACUUUUAGUUCAAAUAAUCCCUGUUUCGUACGACUUACUCAGCGCAAAUGUUAAACUUGUGACUGUACAUUUUUAUGACGAUGUAUGUAUUACCAUUUUAUAGUACAAUCAAAGUGUACGAUAAAAUCAAUUAGAUGUGAAGUUAGC